AUGCCGAUGAAGGUUGUUGAUGCGACUGUGGAGAACUUUCAAGACGUGUUUGAGGUAUUUAAGAGUGAAGCCCCAAAUAACAAGGCGAAUCUCAUACUUUUCUUGGCUGAUAAAGAUCCUUCGACCAAUCUCAGUUGGUGCCCUGAUUGUGUAAGAGCCGAACCAGUGAUAUACAAUAAACUCGAAGCUUGGCCUGAAAAUGUGGCUCUUCUGAGGGCAUAUGUUGGGGAUAGGCCCACUUGGAGAAACCCGAUGCACCCUUUGAGGAUAGACUCGAUUUUCAAGCUUAGAGGGGUCCCGACUUUGGUUCGAUGGGAAAACGGAGGCAUCAAAGGCCGUCUUGAGGAUAAUGAAGCCCAUCUGGAGCACAAAAUCAACACCCUUCUUUCUGAAAAUUAA
This is a messenger RNA of Striga hermonthica, 399 nucleotides long. The record is from the annotation of a GenBank genome assembly. Lineage: Eukaryota; Viridiplantae; Streptophyta; Magnoliopsida; Lamiales; Orobanchaceae.